GAGGUUGUAGCUUUAUGGUAUCAUCAUUCCUAUCUGAUAUCUUAUUGAUAGUCUCUGAUUCUGUAGAACAAUAAAAGCUGGCAUUUAGUGUGCUCAGUGUAUGCACAUUUGUGUGAAUAUACAAAUUAUUUCGGACUAAGGAAUUGUUUUUCAUACUUAUAAUGUUGACCAUGAACUGUGAAAUUCCUCACACAGACACUCGUACGGAUGAACAUUCGGAUUGUGGAAGUGACUUUGAAAAUACUUCGCAUGUUGCUGAUUAUAGAUUAGACACAAACAUUUCUCUUACAAUGCCGACGAGCGGCCGCCGCCGGGAUUAUGAUACUCAUGUGUCUGACGAUUCGUCUUGUGAGGGCGACACAGAGCUAAGCCCGACCCCGGCAUCGAAACGAUUUAAAGGGGAGACUGAUAAUGAUACUGACAGCCUUUCAGCACAACACUUUUCUAAAGACAACCUUCUAGACGACAACGGUGUUAGACGUUACCGGACGGCAUUUAGCCGAGAACAGAUUGGUCGGUUAGAGAAAGAGUUCAUGAAAGAAAACUACGUGUCACGACCCCGGCGAUGUGAGCUAGCGCAGGAACUCAACCUACCUGAAAACACCAUCAAGGUUUGGUUCCAAAACAGGCGCAUGAAAGACAAGAGACAACGUAUGGCUAUGGCUUGGCCUUACGGUAUUGCAAAUCCUCAUCUAUACGCCUACUUAGCAGCAGCGGCCGCCUCCUAUCCGUAUGGACUCCCACAGUCUUCACCUGUGAACUUUUUCAACACAAUCGGACUGUCUCGUCCUUCUGUUCCUACUGUAUCACCUCCAGUUACUUCACCCAGCAUCGGAACACUCGGACAGUAUCCGUUUCCCAGUCCUUUGCGUCCCAGACCGGAAGCACUACCGGGAAUGUCGUCUGCGUUUAUAACUCGAUCUCCAGCCGUGUCUCACCAUACACCAUAUCACAGUUCACCUCUUUUCAGCGGACACGCUGUACAUAGAGGGCAUCCUUUAGACGGGAGCCAGCAGUUUAUGAACACUAGUGGUACAUUAAAUUCCAGUGGCGGAUCCAUAUCACCUUCCCUUGAAGACACAUCGUUAAACUCUAUCCACCAGGGAUCAACCCGAUUAUCCAGUACACCAAAUCCAUCUUCACCAGAGCAUAUAACACCGAAUUCCAAUUCGCCAGCACUUCCUAGCCCACAGACAAUGAAAGUUCCAACUUCCGUCCAAACAAGUACCACUCCUGCACUCUUCCGACCGUUUGACAUCGAUCGUACUUGAAAUGAAUUCUAGUUACUGGGAAGAACAGCGUGCAAGUUAAAUUGUGUAACAGUGCAUAAUAUUUAUGAUACACGAUUUACAAGCAAUGGAAUUGUGUAGUGAAAUGAUACAUUGUUUGUCUCAAGAUAUACACUGUAAAAUUAUCACAACUUUAUUUUAAAGAGCACGUGAAAUGAUUAUACAUUGAUAUUAGACACUUUGUCAAACGUCUUAUUUGUUAAAUCUUGUUGAUAUUUUUCAUUUUCUCGUUGUUUCUUGUAAAUAAAUCCUAAUGUGAAACUGAA
Messenger RNA from Mercenaria mercenaria, 1555 nucleotides. Its product is annotated as homeobox protein XHOX-3-like. Gene Ontology annotation, biological process: regulation of transcription by RNA polymerase II. The transcript has 3 exons. Lineage: Eukaryota; Metazoa; Mollusca; Bivalvia; Venerida; Veneridae. Gene Ontology annotation, molecular function: DNA-binding transcription factor activity, RNA polymerase II-specific; RNA polymerase II cis-regulatory region sequence-specific DNA binding. The coding region runs from base 162 to 1271 and encodes 369 amino acids. The record is from RefSeq and is a predicted model, not a curated record. Gene Ontology annotation, cellular component: nucleus.